Anoplophora glabripennis (Asian longhorned beetle) is the source of this 883-nucleotide messenger RNA. RefSeq names its product myophilin. The record is from RefSeq and is a predicted model, not a curated record. Lineage: Eukaryota; Metazoa; Arthropoda; Insecta; Coleoptera; Cerambycidae. The coding region runs from base 207 to 773 and encodes 188 amino acids. The transcript is spliced from 4 exons. Gene Ontology annotation, molecular function: protein binding.
CUAACAAAACUUUUUUCGUUUAACCGGUUCUUUUACGAGUAUGCGUCAAUUCAACCAUUCAAUAAGGUGGAGUGAGCAAGUCAGCUAGCAACCGAGUCGGAGCAACAGAAACGUGAAUAUCCGAUUCGCCGUUCGAGGUUUUAGUUUGGUACAGUGUUAGGACAAGUAAGGUGUUGUUUUCUGCUUUUCCGAUCUUUUCUGUUAAGAUGGCAACAAACAGAGCUACAAAAAGUGGAUUUGCCGCCGAGGCACAAAGAAAGGUCAACGCCAAAUAUAGUGAGGAUUUAGCGAAGGAAAGUUUAGAAUGGAUUGCUUCGAUCACCGGCGAUGGAAUAAACACUGGCGGCGACAUGGACAACUUCUAUGAAGUAUUGAAAGAUGGAACGCUGUUAUGCAAAUUAGUCAACAACAUACAACCAGGUAUGGUAAAAAAGGUUAACACCAGCUCAAUGGCUUUCAAAUGUAUGGAAAACAUAAAUGCAUUUUUGGAAGCUGCCAAGCAGUUGGGAGUUCCACCACAGGAGACGUUCCAAACCGUAGACCUUUGGGAAAGACAAAAUCUUAACUCAGUUGUGAUUUGCUUGCAGUCACUGGGAAGAAAGGCUGGCAAUUUUGGUAAACCAAGUAUUGGACCAAAAGAAGCCGAGAAAAACGAAAGGACAUUCUCAGAAGAAAAGCUUAAAGCCGGUCAAACAAUCAUCGGACUUCAAAUGGGAAGUAACAAAGGUGCCAAUCAAUCUGGAAUCAAUUUUGGAAAUACAAGACACAUGUAAUUGUAGUUUUUUUUUACCAUCCUUUUCAUUAUUAUAAUAAGUCUACCAUUAUUAAUUUAUAUUCCAUAGGUUAAUCUUUGUUAAACGAACGAAAAUUAUAACUAUUUUCU